AUUACGACCUGAACAUCAUUUAAUGCUUGAUAAGACCUUUGAGGAUCAAAGAGACUUGGUUAAAAAAUCUAUACUUCCACAAAUUACGAACGCCUUAGACAAAGAAACAUUUCCAGUUGUUGAUA
Racocetra fulgida is the source of this 125-nucleotide messenger RNA. The record is from the annotation of a GenBank genome assembly. Lineage: Eukaryota; Fungi; Glomeromycota; Glomeromycetes; Diversisporales; Gigasporaceae.